Messenger RNA from Nilaparvata lugens (brown planthopper), 21867 nucleotides. RefSeq names its product obscurin (gene Obsc). NCBI's taxonomy places the organism in Eukaryota, Metazoa, Arthropoda, Insecta, Hemiptera, Delphacidae. The record is from RefSeq and is a predicted model, not a curated record. Gene Ontology annotation, molecular function: protein kinase activity; guanyl-nucleotide exchange factor activity; ATP binding. Gene Ontology annotation, biological process: protein phosphorylation.
GUGAGCGGUGUCACGUUGGCAAGCCAACAAUGAAGUGACGGCCGGCCGCGGCGAUAACGUGAUAAGACCGGCCAUCACCAGCGGCUGAGGGGGGCUGAGGUUCUGGGGGGUCUCCCCUUCAGGUUCGCGACCAGCGUGGCUCGUCUUCAGUCUGCGUUCUACUAUCGUGCCGUUCAGGCCGGCUCGCGUCUUACAUUCCAGUGUGAAGCUCUCCUUUGUCGCUUCUAUCCUAUUUACUUAUCAGCUUUCAGUUAUCACCUCAUUAUAAAAAAACAUUUAUCGUUUUAUAUGUUGUGAAUAAUCAAUAUUAUAUCCUUGCUCGGAUUAUUAAAAAGAAAUUUUUAUACUAAAGAGAAACUUUUGGUGGUGAGGGAACUGUUUUUUUAUCUCGUGUGUACAAUCAGUGUGUUAGGUAAAAAACCACUUGACAGUGAACGUUCAAAUUUACACCAAGGUUCGCAGUUCGUUGCCAAUUUUUUUCGGCCAGAAUCUAGAGUCAGCUAGAAAAAUUCUGCCUAUCUAUCCAAUCACAGAGAGCGCAUCAAAUAAUAUUAAGUGAUGUUUGAACGCAUUGUGCCAGCCUUAUUGGACUGCAUCCAGGAGCAAAUCACAUGACUGACAUCCUCUCUUCACUUAUACUGUUAUCAGUUGAUUGUGACUGUCAGUCAAGCAUCAUAGAGUGUGUGUUUUUAUUGUUGAUUUGUAUGUGAAUGAAAAUUGUGAAGGACCAUGUCUACGUUCUGCAGGAUAACGGGCAGAAGUCGUGGCUUGCCGAAGCCCAACUAUUUCCCACUGCUCCCGCCAAUUUCUCCAGCUGAUGCUAAACGAUUUUGUCGGAUUACUGGAAAAGCGUAUGGAUUACCGACUCAUCAUUUCAUCCCUGUGCUUGUAGGUCGUCCAAAACGAAAGUCAAAAUCCCACAGUGCCCCUCUGCAAAGAAUCGAAGGCCAGUGUUUACCCCAUGGCAAAAGACACAUACUACUUUCCGAUUUUCGAUAUGUUUCCCCCUCGUUUAAGGAUGCCAAAGAGUUGAAUCAGCUGCUAACUUCGAAGAACGUCGAAUGCAAUGACAAGUUUGUUUACACUGUUGAUGAAAGUCGUUGCAACCUCGUUUUCCCAGCCAAACUUGAAGCAUGUGUUAGAGACGGUGAUGUGCGCGAAAUUAUGUUGGCAAAAGACUUGGAAAGUGUUCUUCUUAAAUUGAAACAUGGAAUAAAUGUUUCACUAGACAUUGACGAUAUCGAUGUGAGUGGAUUGGUGUUGUGGGAGGGCGAUGGACCAAGUGAAGAAGUUAUAAGAAAUAGAAUGAAACGAAAACGUACUGGCAGCACUGAUGUGGUACGAAAAAUAUUCGAAGAUAAAGAGCGUGCUGCCGAAGUACUGUUAGAAGAGACUGAAAAGAAACGACCACGUGUGAAAAGUGAGAGGGCGGUGAAGAAUAAACAAGCUAAAAUAGAAAAACAGGCAUGGAAUAAUUUCAAAGAAGAAACUGUGUCAUCUAUUGUAGACUCCAAUGUUGAAAAAAUAUUGAAAGUGGUACUUGCAGGGAAGGACUGGGAACAAUUAGAUAAGGACAUUGAUCAACCACAAAUACUUAUUUCCUCUUUGCCCACACCAUUAAACAUAGAAUCUGAUAAUGUAGAUCUUGGGCUCUCAUCACCAGGUAUAAUUCAACAACCUUUUAUGAAUGAAAAUUUCAUUGGAUUUGAACCUGCUGUAGCAAUCUCACCAGUCAGUCCUCUUCUGUCUGGUCCAGAUAAGGAAAUUUUAAAUUUGAUAAAAACAAUGAAGCAUGAAGAGAUAUUCAAGACAGCUGAAGUGGACAAAGUUUUUAAUAGUACAACAAAAUCAUUUGAACUAUUGCCAACAAUUACUGAAAUCCCUGAAGUGAUGGCUCAUUUGAAAGAUGGUGAGAAAGCUGUUCAAGAGCAGAUUGUUACUCGUAAUUUUGUGAAUGAAAUUCAUGGACUGAAAGUUGAAAUUGAAGCAGGACAGAGGUUCGUGAUAGGACUAACAAUUGAUUCUCCGAAAGGUCCUGUUUUCAUUCCAGGCCAGACUGUUAAUUUUCCAAUUGGUGACACAUUUGUGCCUGGAAUAACGGUGCAAACCCCAGACAAACAGGCAUGCUUAUUGCCUGGAUUACCAAUUAAAAUUAAAGAUGACAAGGAUGUUGAAAGUGAAAUUUUUGUUGCUGGUCAGAAUGUGAUGACAAGAGAUGGAGAGAAAUUUGUUCAAGGUCAGACCAUUAUGACUAGCAAUGGUAUGAAAUUCGUUCCUGGACAGACAGUGUUUACUGGCAAUGCUCCUCGUUUUAUUCCUGGACAAAUUAUGCCUGGAGAGAAGUUGGAAAAUUACAGAUUCAUUCCAGGACAAACAGAAUCAACUCAGCAUGAAGCAAAAUUCAUACCAGGACAAACAGUGCUAUUGCCAAAUGGUGCUACACAGUUUAUUGCAGGGCAAUGUGUUGAAGAGAAAGAUGGGUGGGAUUUUGUACCUGGUAAAAGUGUUUGUCGUGCAGAAGGUGGUUUGAAAUUCCUUCCUGGUAGAGAAAUCAGGACUCAGGAAUCAUGUGUUUUUGUACCAGGUCAGUAUGCAGCUGGAGAUGAUGGUGAAAAUCAAUUUAUUCCAGGAACUUCUCUGAUAAGUGAUUAUGAAGAUUUACAGUUCAUCCUAGACUCUAAUAUUUGUACUCCAAGAGGUGAGCAAUUAGUUAAAAGAAUAUCAAUAGUUCCAGAAUCUGUCAAUCUCAAUAAGUCUGUACCAGGAAUAAUUGAGCAACCGAAAUUCAUGGAAAAUACUGUUGGAUUAGAAACAGUUUUCCAUGCUGCUCAUAUUACUCCAAAUAUGAAUGAACCAGACCCCAAUGUUCUCAAGUCAAUAAAAACAUUACAUCAUGAUGAACUAUUCAAAACUGCAGAUAUUGAUAAAGUAUUCAAUUUAUCUACAAAAUCAUUUGAACAUCUCCCAAAAAUAACAGAUAUUGCAGAAAUAAUGGAGAAUUUGAAGAAUGGCCAAAAAGGAAUACAAGAUGAGGUUGUAACAAGAAACUUUGUGAAUGAAGUACAUGGCUUAAGAGUUGAAACAAAGUCAGGAGAGAAAUUUGUCAUCGGUCAAAUGAUUGAUACUCCUUCUGGACAAACGUUUGUUCCAGGACGAACUGUAAAUACACCUAAUGGAGAUACUUUUGUUCCAGGAAUUAUUGUUCAAACCACUGACAAUCGUGUUUGUCUUUUGCCAGGACUACCAAUCAAAACAAGAAAUGAAAAGGGUGUUGAAGUAGAGAAUUUCGUUGCUGGUCAGAAUGUGAUGACAUGUAAGGGAGAGAAAUUUGUUCAAGGACAAAUACUCCUUACUAGUGAAGGUGGCAAAUUUGUUGCAGGACAGACUUUAAUUAUUGAUGGUGUAUCACGUUUUGUGCCUGGCCAGUGUUUGGUGAAAAAUGGAUUAGAAGACAGCCGAUUUGUUCCCGGACUAACAGAAACAACUCAUCAUGGAACUGAUUUUAUUCCAGGACAAAUCAUGGCCAUGUCCAAUGGUGAAUCAGAGUUUGUUCCUGGUCAAAGCAUUCAUAGUGACAAUGGCUGGGUAUUUGUACCAGGAAAAACUGUACUAACUGCUGAAGGUGUAUCAAGAUUUUUACCUGGAAGGGAAACAAAAACAGAAGACGGUACUAGUUUCCAACCAGGCCACUAUGUCAUGGCAGAUGAUGGAAGUGUUCAAUUUGUUCUUGGUUUGUCUGUGAUUAAGAGCUAUGGUGAUAUGCAGUUUGUGCCUACUGAUGCUCUAAACUCAUUGAAGAAAGAGACGAAAAGUAUAAUACCUGAAAAUAUUAAUUUGUGUCAUUGUCUGCCUGGAUCAAUCAGACAACCUUCAAUAACUGGGAACUUUGCUAGCCUUGAAACAGCAUUUGUACCUAAACCCAUCACCCCUCUCAUGAAUGAGCCUGACAAAAACAUUCCAAAUGCAAUCAGAAUGUUACACCAUGAGGAAUUGUUCAAAACAGCAGAUGUUGAUAAAGUAUUCAAUAGUUCCACAAAGUCUUUUGACCUAGUACCUACAUUUAGGGAAAUACCUGAAGUCAUAGCAAAUUUAAAAUGUGGUCAAAAAUCUGUUCAAGAGCAAGUAUUGACUAGAAACUUUGUGAAUGAGGUGCAUGGCUUGAGAAUUGAAACAAAAUCAGGCCAGAAGUUUGUAGUUGGAUUGACAGUUGACUUACCUGAUGGAACAGCAUUCAUCCCUGGUCAAACAAUGAAGACUCCAAAAGGAGAUACUUUUGUUCCUGGCUUAAUUGUUAAAACCCUGGAAAAUGAAGCUAGCUUUCUGCCUGGACUACCAAUAAAAGUGAAGAAUAGUAAUGGUGAUGAAGUUGAUUAUUUUGUAGUAGGCCAAUAUAUAACUACCAAUGACUCUGAGAAAUUCACCCAGGGUCAGACUCUGAACACAAAUGAAGGAGUCAAGUUUGUUGCUGGGCAAACAGUGAUUGUUGGCGAUGCACCUCACUUUGUUCCCGGGCAAAUCCUGCCUAAACUCAAAUUGGAAGAUAGUAGGUUCAUUCCAGGACUAACUGAAACAUCUCAACAAGGAGAAAAAUUCAUCCCUGGUCAAAUGCUCAAAGUGCUUAGUGGUGGAGUUGGGUUUGUCCCAGGUCAGAGUGUGAAUAGUGCAAGUGGCUGGGUAUUUGUUCCUGGCAAAACAGUUUUUACUGAGGAAGGAGGUUCAAAAUUCCUGCCUGGUCAGGAUAUGAAAACAAAAGGAGAAUUUUCACAACAAUCAGGCCAUUAUAUUGUAGGAGAUGAUGGUAGCACACAGUUUUUACCUGGUAUGCCUGAUAUAAGAAAUUAUGGAGAUAUGAAAUUUGUAUCUACUGUAACUAUGAACACUAUUGUAGAAGAGCAGUUUGUUGAAGGAAUAUCUGUUGUCUCUGAAAAAGUAAAUCUCAGCCAGUCUUUGCCUGGACUUGUUCAGCAACCCUUGUUCACUGAAAAAUUUGUUGGAUUUGAUCCAAUUCUUGCUGCUAAACCUAUAAGUCCCUUCUUGGCUGAACCAGAUAGUAGUGUUCUGAGUACAAUUAAAACACUCUCUCAUGAGGAACUAUUCAAAACAGCAGAAAUUGAAAAAGUAUUCAAUAGCACUACUGAAUCAUUUGGUCUUCUCCCAACAAUUAAAGAAAUCCCAGAAAUAAUAUCUCAAUUGAAAAAUGGUCAUAGGGCAGUUCAGGAGCAUGCUUUGACUAGAAAUUUCGUGAAUGAGGUGCAUGGUAUGAGGGUGGAAAUCGAUGGGGGAAAAAGGUUUGUUGUGGGACAAACUGUUGAGACUCAGUCUGGGCCAGUUUUUAUUCCAGGACAAACUGUCAAAUUACCCACUGGGGAUGCAUUUGUUCCUGGUAUUUCAGUUAAAACACCAAGUAAUGAAGUCAGCAUUCUACCUGGAUUACCAAUCAAAAUGAAAAAUGAAAGAAAUAAUGAAGUUGAAGUUUUUGUAGCUGGUCAGGUUGCAACAACUCGAGAUGGAGAGAAAUUUGUACAAGGUCAGACAAUUCAAACAACUGAAGGAUUGAAAUUUGUUCCUGGGCAAACUGUAAUCGUUGGUGAUAUUCCUCACUUUGUUGCUGGGCAAACCAUGCUAGGAGAAACUUUGGAAGAUAGCCGCUUUAUUCCUGGCCAAACUGAAACAACUCAGCAUGGAACUAAAUUUGUUCCAGGCCAGACAGUCAUUUCAUCAGGGGGAGAGGUUGAAUUCAUCCCUGGCCAAAGUGUGUGUGGAGCAAAUGGUUGGGUGUUUGUGCCAGGAAAAAGUGUCUGCACUAUUGGUGGAGGCACAAAGUUCCUACCAGGAAAAGAUAUAAAAACAGAAGAUGGUGUUACGUUUGUUUCAGGUCAAUAUCUCACUGGUGAGGAUGGUAAGGUUGAUUUCAUUCCAGGAACCUUUGUGAUGAAAGAUCAAGAGGAUAUAAAAUUCCUACCUGGUGCUAGCAUGAGCACACCAGAAGGUGAAAAGUUUGUUGAAGGACAAAUUGUCAAGAAUAAACAAGGAGAUUUCAAGUUUCUACCAGGAAAGUCAUCAUUAUCAGAAAGUGGCAAACUAGAAUUCACACCAGCACAUAAGAUUGAUGAAGUGAUUUUCCAUAAUAAAAUCUCUCUAGGUAUAUUCUCGAAUGAGUAUAGUAUCUAUGCAGAGAUGAAGACUAAUGGUUUAUAUGGACACAUGGUACAAACCGAGCAGGGAGUAGAAUUCUUCCCUGGCAAUGCAACAGGACUGCCAGCAGGAAAAGUUAUUCCUGGCAAAUUGAUCAGAGGUGAAAAGGAAGGAGUCACAUUUGUUCCAGGCAUUAUGCUGGAAGAAGACUUUAUUCCUGGUCAACUUGUUAUCACUGAUAAAGGUGAACAAUUCAUUCCUGGACAAGUUGUGGAGACUAUUAAUGGCCCCAAGUUUGUUCCAGGUCAAAUAAUCAAUUCUAGCUCAGGUCCCAAAUUUGUACCUGGACAAACAGUUGAAACAGCAGAUGGGCCAAAGUUUGUUCCAGGACAAAUUGUUGACACUAAAGCUGGGCCCACUUUCAUUCCUGGCCAGAUCAUCUUCACUGAGGAAGCUGGAUCUCGUUUUGUUCCAGGUCAAGUUGUAGACACAGUUGAAGGGCCUCAUUUUGUUCCUGGUAGAGUAAUUGAAACAGGCAAUCAUGUUAUAUUCAUUCCUGGUCAGGUUGUUGAAACUAGUGAAGGAUUGAGGUUUGUUGCCCCUGAUCUUGAAGAAGGAGAAGGAGAAGGAGAUUGUGAGUUUUCAGUACAAAGUUUCCAAGUUACACCUGAAGAACUCAAUUUGUUGAAACUUCAAACUGGAUCUAUUACACCUUUUUCAGGUGAAACUGCAAUUGAUUCAAAAAUGCUCAGACAACUGUCUCAAGCAGGAAUGGCGAUAGGAAGGCAGGUGCCAGCUGAGGUGCCUACAGUAGAUGUUAGAACAAUACCUGCAAUGAGUGCUGCAUGUGACCUGUCACAACGUUUAGGCCUUGAUGCUCUGUCCACAAUAAAACUCAGCCAGAUUCUGGCAACAAUUAUUCAAUUCAACUGUGAUCCCAAUAUUAUGAGAACACUAACUUGCACUGGAGAGCAGAUGGAGUUGUUAGAGAAAAUGGUUCAAGCAGUUGUGGAAUCUGAAUUUGAAACAGAAAUGUUUGAAACCUUAUCAUCUCUAUUAGAGAAAAAACUCAAAGAUGCUCCCAAUAAGAUUGAGGUACUUGAUAAAUUACAUGAGUUCAUAACAAUUUCUGAUGAAUUGCAAAAUUUGAGGAAGCCAAGUGUGCUCAAUAUAAUCAAAGAAAUUAGGAAACACCAUCCCAAAGCAACAGAAAAACUGAAUCAAAUACUAAGUAAUGGAGGAGAAAUGUUUAGCUUAGCCUUCAGGCAUAUCAGUGAAAAUAGACCAGAAUUAAUAGAAGCUGUGAUAAAAACUAUAUCGGAAUCAACAACCAGAGUAGAUACUGAAACUGAAGCAUGUGACACACUACAUUCAGCUAUAAUUAGUGUAGUUAAGGAGACAAGUGAAACAAGUGUGUUGAAUAUGAUCAAUGGCACUAAGGGAGCUGAUUUCAAGAAAAUGAUUCUACAGGCUGUUGGAUUCGCCAGAGCUCUGGGGCUUGACGAGGUGGCUGGCGAUUUACUCUAUGUACUAUCUGAUCCACAGAGCACAGAGGCAUUGUCAGCUGAUAAAAUGACAUGGGAUAUUUUAAGACGACUGACAGUUAUGAAACAAUUGGCUGAGAACAGGCCUACAUUUACAAAGGCUCUUCAUAAGCUGGAAAGUGAUCCAGAGUUGGCACGUACCGAUGCUCUGUUGAGGGAACUGGUUAGGGAAAGUGCUGCUCUGAUGGUGGUUCCAGAAGAAGCUCCUGCACUAGAGUCGUCAGCUGACAUUCCACUGGACAUCUUCCUGCAGGCGAAUGGCCUGGCCAUGGAAGACUAUCUGAUGCGCAGUCGUCAGAGAGGCAUCCUGCUCAUCAUAAAAGACGGCCUGCAAGCAGUUGUUCCACGAGAGGCGUCGCGCGCUGUCCUCACCGGCCAAGUGCCCUACAGUGUGCUUGACGAGAAGGGCAUCCAUCACUUUGAUCCGCUGCAUGUGUUCACCGCCCUCAGACUUCCCAAGCCAGUCAAGCACAUUUUCUCCAUGUACGCAUGCAAGAUUGACAAUGAUGAGAUGGAAAACGAAGCUGACGUAAAGGCAAUCAUCAAUGGCAUUCAAUCUAAUUCCAUUCCAGAAAAGUCACAAACCCAAAAGAAGGAAUAUGGUGGCGAAAUAAUCAGCUCCAAGGACAUAUUUGUGGCGAAACAUGACUUUGUGCCAGAUGAUCAGGAUGGCAUCGACCUGCGCAAAGGAGACAAAGUGCUCGUCUUGAAAACUGAACGAUCAGACUCCAAAAAGCCGAAACUGGAUCCAGACCUGGAUCUGGGACAAGAUGAAGUGGCACUACUGGACAACGCAGCCGCCAAACACAAAAUGUCGAUUCGACCUCGCCGAAAACACGCCGAUUCUCGCCAUAAACAAACAUUCGCCGACAUGAGGUGGUUAGUCCAAAUAGCAAAUGAUCCAAGUCGACAAGGCUGGGUCCCUGCUAAUUUGCUAACACUACAUGAAGAUCCUCCGGAAAAUCCUAAAGAAGCACGUUACAGACGAGAGGCUGUGAUUAGUGAACUUGUUGAAACAGAAGAAGAGUUUGGCAGAGAUAUUCAACAGGUUGUUGAUCAUUACUUAAAGCCAUUGGACAGCAAGAGUGUACCGACAAUAGUACGUGAAAACAAAGAGUUGAUAUUUGGAAAUCUAAAACAAAUUGCUGAACUUCACAACUCGGUUCUCAUUGAAGGCAUAAAAUAUUAUGCAAAUGAACCGAGAAUGCUUGGGAAAACAUUUAUAAGACUGGAGCGUGACUUUGAUAAGCAUGUUGCUUAUUGCAGAGAUGAGCCAACAGCUCAGGAAUUCUUACAAGAAAAUGAUGUUGUUAGAGAUUUCUUUGAGGAAGUCAGCCAGCGAUUGGGUGACGAUAAGAGUUUAUCCGAACAUCUCAAGCUACCCAUUCAACGAAUCAACGACUACCAGCUGCUGCUUAAGGAACUUGUGAAGUACUCGAGCAUCCUUGGCGAUGACACCACCGACUUGGGAAAGGCUCUCGAGUUGAUGCUAGCAGUUCCUCACAGAUCCAACGACAAUAAAUUCAUCAGUAAUAUCGAAGGAUAUCACGGCAAUAUCCACAAACUUGGACGACUACUGAAACACGACUGGUUUGCUGUAACUGAUCGAGACGGCAAAUCAAAGGAUCGAUAUUUAUUUCUAUUUAAAGCUCGAAUACUUAUUUGUAAAGUACGUAGGAUCGCCGAGGAGCGUUUUGUUUUUGUAUUGAAAGAUAUUAUUAGGUUACCUGAAGUAGAGGUCAAAGACCACGUAGACGAUUGUAAAGUAUUCGAACUACACCACAAGCAGCCAGGAUUUGGAGCGUACCCGUUGACUAUUGCAGCUCACAAAGACAAUAUCAAAAGUUCCUGGCUCACAGAAAUCAGAGAACACGCUUCUGAUGUUCUUGCUCUUGCGGAGCAUGCAGCUGACGACCUUCGCCUGGAAACACAGUCGACAGACCACAAGAACUUGGAGCCGUUGAAAGGCAUCGCCCUAGAGCCGGCCACGCCCGAUCAGGUGCUGCCACCUGUCGAGUUCAACACCACCAAGAAAACUGCCGCCGAAGAAAUUCAGAAGGCGAUUAAUGACCGACGAAACGUCAUAGAGGAGAACAACAAAGAAACAGAGCAAGCAGGAGUGGUCUGCGCGGGGAAACGCGGAAAGCAGGAAGAAGACGAGAGUGCCGGCGAGUUGCCGAGUGAAAAGAAAAUCAAAACUGAGAACCAAGACCAGGCCGACGAAAUGGAUCGGUUCUCUAGUUCGAGGAGAUCGAUGUCUUCGCGCCGUGUUGAAGAGUUCAGAUCAGUAUCAAGCACCAGCAGCCAGGAGAUCCACGUUGAAACGGCGUCAGCACGCCACCAGCUAACGUCAUCAACAUCGUCUUCACGCAGCAUGAAAAUUCUGGAGGAGAGCGCUUCGAUCAACGGGCAGACGGUGUCGCAGUUCCGGGAGGUGACGGGUGACGUGGAUGGCUUCUCGACGCGGCAGGAGAUCGCAGCCGGCAGUCGCGGAGGCGAGAGCUACACGGCCAUUGAGGAAGUGCGAUCUGGCACGCGCGGCUCCAAGGACUUGACGUCCAGUCGGUCGUCGGUCGACUACUCGUCAUCGGAUGUCGGCAGGGCAGCCGACUACAGACGCUCCUCCAGCACCAGCAGUGUCAAGCUGUUUGCCAAACCGAUCGGCGGCUCUAGUCCGGCUGUUGGUGGGAAGGCGGUUUUCGAGUGCGAAGUGGAGGAGAGCUGUCGUGUGACGUGGCUGAAGGACAACAAGCCACUGCCCGAGGGCCAAUCGCAUCGCUUCACGAUUGUGUCGUCCGAGAACAGCCACCGUCUUGAGAUCACCGACGUCAACGACACUGAUGCCGGCAUCUACACGGCCAGGGCCAAGAACAGCAAGGGACUCGUGUCCUCUUGCACGGCUCAGUUGGCCAUUGAUAAGAAAGUUGGUGAGGAAGCCAAGCAGGAUGGGAGCGAUGAGCAUGCGCCCUUCUUCAUUGUUCAUCUUAAGGAUACGCAGCUCCUGGAAAAUACCUACCUCAGGUUCAUGAUCAAAGUCAAGGGAAACCCGAAUCCUGAUGUCAAAUUAUGGCUGAAACCAAGGUACCUAGAAUACAUUAUUCUAGGUGUAUCAGAUGAGAAGAAGUUGUUUGUUGGUUUGGACGAUGAUGACAAACUAUUGGCGCCUGGUGAAACACCCCACUUCACCUGGCUAAGGGACGGCCAGCCGUUCGACCCUGAGGAACGCUUCAAAGUCCUUUUCAAAGAUGAGGAAGACUCCCUGGCAUUGGUGUUCCAACACGUCAAGCCUGAGGAUGCUGGACUCUACACUUGUGUGGCUUCCACCUCGACUGGUAAAAUAUCUUGCAGUGCUGAGCUGACAGUAAAAGGUGCCAUCAAUCAGCUGAUGAGAGAACCUCUGAAACCGAAAAUCAUAACGGAAAUCAAGACACAAGAAGCCAGUAUUGGAGGCUCGGCAAUGUUGGAGUUGAAAAUCGAAGGAUAUCCAAAGCCAGAAGUUAUAUGGACAAAGGGUGACGAAGAAAUCAAGGCUGACUCAAGGCAUAAAUUCCUGUACGAGGAUGAAGAGAGUAUGAGUCUGGUGAUCAAGAACGUGCAGCAGGAGGAUGAAGGAGACUAUCAAGUCAAGGCUGUCAAUGAUUUGGGAAUGGAUACUGAAGUCAUCCAUCUCACAAUCAAAGCUCCACCCAAGUUUAAGAAGAAGCUAACUGAUGCUGACAAAAUGGUGAAUGAACAAAUAAAACUGACGGUUCAAGUUGAAGGAAGUCCUAAGCCUUCUGUUCAAUGGUACAAAGAUGGAUUGUGCAUCAAAGCGUCGGACAGAGUGAAACUGUUUGAAGAGGCGUCAGCUGAGUACACUCUGCUGAUAGAGGAAGCCCGACUGGAGGACGCUGGCUCUUACAGUGUGGUAGCCACCAAUGAGGUCAACCAGUGCUCCGACUUCUGCAAGGUCGAGAUUCGCAGUCCUCCCAAAUUCAUCAAAGGAAUGGAAAAGAAUAUCGAGACCAAUGAGAAUGACACGGUCACCUACACUGUGAAAGUCGAGGGAGAUCCUCAGCCUUCAGUGAAAUGGUUGCACAACGGGUCGGCACUGAAAUCAGACGGCAAGCACAUAAAGAUAAGCGAGGACGGCCAGACGUACACACUGGUGGUGAGCGGAGUGGGUCGAACUGACUCGGGCACAUACACGUGCGAGGCCAGCAACAAGUAUGCGACGAUCAGCGACAGUGGAGUUCUCAAUGUGCGCUGUGCGCCCGUCUUCAGAACCAAAAUGACGGACCGCACUGCCAACGAGGGUGACACCAAUGUUGAGUUCACUGUCAAUGUGGACGCCUUCCCUCGGCCCAAUGUACAAUGGUUCCAUGAUGAAGUUGAGAUUACGGAAAAAGUGACCGAGUUCACACGUAUUGAAGAAGGUGAUAAUUACAAACUGAUAAUAAAGGAAGUUACCAAGGAGCUGUCGGGCAAAUACACAUGCAAAGUUGUGAAUGACCUCGGUGAAAACACCACUAGCUCCAAUCUUACAGUCAACUCUAAACCCAGGUUUAGAAAAGGAUUGAAGAACGUUCAGGUAGAUGAGGGAGAUAGUUUAACUCUCGAAGUAGAGAUUGAAGGAGUCCCUGAGCCAACUGUCAAAUGGUUCAAGAAUGGCGAAGAAGUGACGGGCGAUGCGCACAUCAAGAUCACCAGAGACUCGAAGCGCAUCGAGAACUACUCAAUGACAUUCACACUGGUGAAGCCGGAAGAUGGCGGCGAGUACGAGGUCAGGGCAAGCAAUGAGAUGGGAACCACCAUAUCUCAAAGCACUGUUACCGUUCACACAAAAACAAGUCAUGUGGAAGAAGAAGAAAAAGAAGAAGCGCCGAAAUGGACCAAAGAAGAGAAGAUGGAAGUAGAAGAGGAUGCAGUGGAAACGAAGAAACCGACGGAAGAAGACAUCGGAAAAGCGAAACAGGCUGAUAUUGAGGAAGGAUUGAAACCGUCUCAAAAGGUCCUGAUUGAAGAUACGGAAGACGAAGAGCGUGAUGUUUUCGUAACUGACACUGACAAGGUCAAACCGGCCGGCAGUUUCAGUUGUGUUGAGGUCAAAUUGGACGACAUGAAUGUCCAAGACAUGCCUGAGGGCAGCUCUGGUCUGGUGGAGGAGUAUUCCGACAAUGAAGACAGGAAAGAAAAGUUAUCUGUUAGUCGUGGUGUUUCAAUUGUGUCAGUAUCUGAGGAUGAAUCUAAGCAUACAUUGACUCCCGAUGAGCCAUCCACUCCUAAGAGCUCGUUCCUCUUUGAAUCUGAGAUGAAAGAAGGCGAUAACAGUGGGAAGAAAUCGAAAGUCAGUGAUGGAGCAGAUAAAGAUAAGCAGAGGAAAGCAUCUAUGGAAGAUUCUUCUCUUAUGAAACAAACUGCAGAGGUGAAUGGAGGUAAUGAUGGCUCAAAUAAAAAGCAAGUCAAAGUUGAUGAUGUUUCUGACAAAGAUAAGGCCAAAAAAGGUGUUCAAGUCACAUCAGGUGAUCAAAACGAAAUUGAUGGAAGCAACAAGGAGGGUAAAGCUGCUAUAAAUGGUGAUAUAAAACGUAAACCAUCUGUUAAAGGAAAGAAAGCUAUGCUGAUGGAUCAGGAAGAUUUAGAUAUUGAGGAUGAAAAGGUUAUAAGUGUUAUAGAUCACGAUGAUGGAGAUUUUGUUCAGAAACCGUUGAAGAGUGAAGUGAUAACCGAGUGUGAAAUUGAUGAUUCCGGGGCCAAGAAGUCGGUUACCAAUGACGUUAAUAAUGCAGGUAAUAUGAAGGACGCGACUCUUACGGAGUUGAAUAAGGAAAAUGUAGACAACAACUCCCAGAAAGGUCCGCAGAGUUUGGACAAUUCUAGGAAACUAUCACGUCAAGGAAUCAAAGAACAUGAGAUUGAUGAUGCUGCCAAGAAACAGCUUGUUGAUGAGCCUCCUGCCAAGAAGCGUGGAGUGGAGGUGGAUACUGGCAGUGUAGAUAGGAAUGGAGAACAGGAUUCAGCUCUAGAAGCUAGGAAAGUUUGGUGAGGUGAUUUGCCGAACCGAGGCAGGAAAAGUGUUGUUGAUGAAGUGGAUGAGGAUGGCUUGGAUCCACAGGUUGCUGAUCUCUUGAAAAGAGUCAAACAGCAACGAAGCGUUCUGGAAGAGAUUCUUGACAAAGAAGGAGACAAAUCAACUGAAGAUGGUCCUCAAAUUACUUGCCAUGUCAUGGAAAAUAAAGAAGUUUUUGAAUCUCUUCCAACUCACUUCGAAGUCAGUGUUACUGGACAUCCAAGGCCUGAUGUCAAAUGGUUCAAAGAUGAGAAACCGAUUGAGCCUUCUGAUCAUAUGGUAUUUGUCGAGGACGAGAAAUGUAGACUGGAAAUACAGAAUGUGAAGAUGAGCGAUGCUGGCACUUACAAGUGUGUUGCAUCCAAUAAACUCGGCGAAAAGUCACUCGAAGCUGUACUUUCUGUCAAACCUGAGAAUGCACUGCGUGGUCCGACAUGCACAACUCCAUUGAAGGACCUCAAGGUUCCUAAGGGUCAAUGUGCAGAGCUGACUGCUGUAUUCACUGCUGAUCCAGAACCGGAAAUUACAUGUUCUGCAAACAAGAAAAUGCCUAGAUUGAGUCUCUUAUGCAUGUUGUUUGCCAUAUUUUCAGAUGGUCCUCAAAUUACUUGCCAUGUCAUGGAAAAUAAAGAAGUUUUUGAAUCUCUUCCAACUCACUUCGAAGUCAGUGUUACUGGACAUCCAAGGCCUGAUGUCAAAUGGUUCAAAGAUGAGAAACCGAUUGAGCCUUCUGAUCAUAUGGUAUUUGUCGAGGACGAGAAAUGUAGACUGGAAAUACAGAAUGUGAAGAUGAGCGAUGCUGGCACUUACAAGUGUGUUGCAUCCAAUAAACUCGGCGAAAAGUCACUCGAAGCUGUACUUUCUGUCAAACCUGAGAAUGCACUGCGUGGUCCGACAUGCACAACUCCAUUGAAGGACCUCAAGGUUCCUAAGGGUCAAUGUGCAGAGCUGACUGCUGUAUUCACUGCUGAUCCAGAACCGGAAAUUACAUGGACUCAUGAUGGGCACGAGGUUGAUGCUACAUUCGUGAAGAGCAAGAGCAUCAAACAGGUGGAGAAUGGUUUGGUGGAGUGUGCCUUCACUCUCCAGAUCCCCGCCGGCCGGCACGAGGAUACAGGCAAAUACAAAAUUGAAGCCAAGAAUAAAUUUGGAUACGAUGAGUCCAGUGCACGACUUGACAUCAUUCUGAGACCAGAAAUCCUGACAUUCAAGGACGCUACUGUCUCGCCUCCCGAAGGCACUGAGAUGAUUGCUGUUAUUAUUGCUAAUCCAAAACCAGAAGUCUCAUGGAUCUUUGAAGGCAAGGCCAUAAAAGACGACAGCAGACAUACAAUCAUCUCCGAUCAUGAGAAAGAGCAAUACAAAAUGGAAUUGAAAUCUGCUUCAAAGUCAGAUCAAGGUGUUUAUAAGGUUGUUGCAAAGAAUUCUGAAGGCGAAACAUCUGCUGAAGCUAAACUCAAAAUACACACUGAGCCUCCUUCGUUUGUUAAGAAGAUUGCUGACCAAGAGAUCAAAGAAUAUGCCCAAGCCGAGUUCAAAGUUCGUGCCAAUGGAGUUCCAAAACCAGAGAUCACAUGGUACAAAAAUGGCAAGGAGUUGACGUCUGGAAGUGAUGGAUUGACGAUCGAAACCAUUCUGGAAGGUCAAGUUUCAAGCACUUUGACCAUUGAUCACUUCAAGUUGGACGAUGAGGGAUCCUAUACAGUGAAAGCAGUGAACAUGGAUGGUGAAGAUGAAUGCUCGGCUAAGUUGAGAAUGGCUCAGAUUGCUCCGUCGUUCGUGAAGGGACUUGAGAGAUCAGCCGAGGUGGGAGAAGGAGAGCCUCUUGAAUUGAAAGCGAAAGUGGACGGCAGUCCUCUACCUCAUGUCAAAUGGUUCAAGGAUGGAGAAGAGGUGAAGGAUGAUGGAAAUAGGAAGAUCAGCGUGAGCCCUGACGGCACAGUCAAGUUGACUAUUGACAGUAUGAAGCCGGCUGACAGUGGAGCCUACAAGCUGGAGAUCACCAAUCCAAAUGGCAAAGCUCAGUCCAUCUGCGCUGUCGUUGUAUCCAAUACACCAAAGAAACCAGCAUUCAUCAAAGAGUUGGCCGACACUGUAGCUGUGGAGGGACAGCCGCUUGUAUUGCAAGCUGUCAUGGAAGGAUUUCCCGAACCUAAAGUAAAAUGGCUGAAGGAUGGACAUCCGUUGAGAGCAUCUCCGAACUUGGAUUUCAUCAAGACUCCAUCUGGUCAGAUUGGUAUAGAAAUAGCUUCGGUGAAACCAGAAGACGUGGGCCAGUAUUCUGUUACAAUCUCAAACAAAUUGGGAGAAGAAACCUCAAAAGCCAAGGUUGGAGUUGCCGAGAAGGAGAAGAAACCUCAAUUUUUGUCUCAUUUGAUGCCAACCAAUGUUGUUGAAGGAUUCCCAGCAAAAUUAGAAAUCAAAAUCUCUGGACAUCCUAGACCUGAAUUGGCAUGGUUUUUGAAUGGCAAGCCAAUUGACAUCGAUGGCCAACACAUCAAGCUGAUAUCUGGGCCGGACGGCAGCGAAUGUCUGCUGAUUGACAGAGUGAGUCCCGCCGAUGCUGGCGAAUACAAAGUGGUCGCCAAGAAUGCUCAGGGCGAGACAUCGUCCAAGGCUCCUCUCUCUGUUUCCUCGAAAAUGAACGCAGACGAGCCGGAAGGGGCGCCCGGAUUUGUAAAAGAUCUGCGUGAUGCGAUUGCAGACGAGGGGGAGUCGCUCCACUUUUCGGCGCCUGUCUAUGGCAAUCCCAUUCCGGACGUAGAGUGGACAAAAGAUGGCGCUAUCAUUGAGCCCUCAGACAGAAUACUCAUCACUUUCGACGGAAAUAAGGUGGGUCUUGAGAUAAAUCCGAGCAAGUUGAGUGAUGCUGGCUCAUACAGGUGCACCCUCAGAAACCCCCUCGGUGAAGCUGACUCUUCUGCUAAGGCCGUGGUCAAGAAAAUAUACCAGCCACCACAAUUCAUUCAGAAGUUCACAGAUAUUCAACAGGUACCGUCUCUGGAUGCGAAAUUUGUGGCGCGUAUUUCCGGUGUGCCGAAGCCGGAAGCGACAUGGUUCAAAGACGGGGCUCCGCUCAGCAACGACAACAAAUUCAAGUUGAAGGUGGAUGACGAUACGUACUCUCUGUACGUGAGAGAUGUGGAGCCGGAUGAUGCGGGCAGAUACAAGUGUCUGGCGGCCAACAGGGAGGGCAAGGCCACCUGUGAGGCCGACCUCCACGUUGUCGAUAAGAUUGAGAAAGGUCCCCGUGCCGAACCGCCGUCGUUCUUGAAGAGAAUCGGCGACUGCGAGUACUACCACGGCAUGAAGGUGAAGUUCACGGCAUGCGUGACAGGCUUCCCCGACCCUGAAGUCGAGUGGUUCCGAGGCAACGAGAAGAUCUACGAGAGCGAGAGGAUCCGGAUGGAGAAAGAGGACACUGGACUGCUGCGACUGAUCAUCAUGAUCGUCGAUCCCAAGGUUGAUCUGGGCCGAUACCGGUGCCGCAUUUUCAACCAGCAUGGAGAGGACUCCUGCGAAGCCAACCUUGUCGAAGCCAGCUUGGACAUGAAGCCGCGCAAACCGCUGGGCGACCAGUACUCGGACUUUGACAAGUACAAGUCGUCGGGAGCACCGAUGCCUCUGUCGGACCGACCGAUCAUCAGUCGCAUGUCCGACCGCAAGCUCACUCUGUCCUGGAAGCCAUCCAUCCCGCACGGACCCCGCGAGCCCGUCACCUACAUCGUCGAGAUGUGCGAGCUGCCCGACGGAGAGUGGUUUGUCGCCAGGAGAGGUAUUCGAAGCUGUGUGUGUGAUAUAGCAAAUCUUGAACCUUUCCGAGACUACAAGUUUCGAAUUAGAGUUGAGAACAAAUAUGGAACCAGUGAUCCAUCUCCGUUUGCCAUUACACACAGAGAAAAAUUGGAGCUUGCCCUGCCGUCUUUCAAGCCCUACUUGCCACCUGGUGUUGACUUCCAUCCAGAUCAUUCACCAUACUUCCCCAAGGAUUAUGAUAUUGACAGACCACCUCACGACAAGUAUGCUCAGGCUCCAAGGUUCUUGAGACAAGAAGAUGACACCCAAUAUGGAGUGAAGAACCACAACUGCAAUCUGUUCUGGUUUGUCUACGGUUACCCAAAACCGAAAAUGGAAUACUAUUUCAACGAUGAACUGAUUGAAAUGGGAGGUCGCUAUGACUGCAGCUACACCCGCAAUGGACAAGCUACGCUAUUCAUCAACAAAAUGCUUGAGAGAGACGUGGGUAUGUACGAGGCAGUAGCCACAAACGAGCACGGUCAGGCUCGUCAGCGAGUGAGGCUGCAGAUCGCCGAGUACCCGCAAUUCAUCCAGCGACCUGAUGAAACAACAAUCCUCACUAGAAAGUCUGGCAAGCUGGUGGCUCGUGUGGUUGGUGUGCCCUAUCCAGAAAUCAAGUGGUUCAAGGACUGGCAGCCGCUAGCUACGUCCAGCAGAAUCAAGAUUGCGUUCAUCCCGCCAGAUACGUGCAUUCUGACGAUCAACGAUGCGAUGGUCCGAGACGAGGGUCUGUACAGCAUCAGCGCGCGCAACAUAGCCGGCGCCAUCUCGAGUUCGGUGACGGUGCACGUGGAGGAGAACGAGGCCGAAUACAACUACAUGAGCUACGGCAAGGGCCGCGACAUCAAGCCCAAGAACCGACAGCUGGGCGACAAGUAUGACCUUGGCGACGAGUUGGGUCGCGGCACGCAGGGCAUCACCUAUCAUGCCGUCGAAAGGGUUAAUGGUCGUAGCUACGCGGCUAAGGUUAUGCAUGGUAAGGGUCACCUGCGUCCGAUGAUGAUGAAUGAAAUCGAAAUCAUGAAUCAGCUCAACCACCGUAAACUGAUCAGACUGCACGAUGCAUACGAAACUCAGAAUACGCUCAGUCUUGUCAUGGAACUUGCUGGUGGUGGUGAACUUCUUGAUAAUCUGACAAAACAGACGUUUGUCACUGAGUCAGAAAUAGCUGGCUACAUUCGACAGAUUUUGUGGGGCUUGGAGCACAUGCAUGAUCAAAACAUCGCUCAUCUAGGACUUACUCUUGGUGACCUGCUCAUAUCACACGUCGGAGGCGAUGAUCUUAAGAUAUGCGAUUUCGGACUCAGCAGACGCAUUCCAUUUGGAAAAACCGCUCCUCUCGAAUAUGGAAUGCCAGAGUACGUGUCACCGGAGAUAGUGAGCGGACAGGGCGUGGGCACGGCGGCCGACAUGUGGUCGCUGGGUAUCAUCACUCACAUCCUGUUGACGGGCAUCUCGCCAUUCCGAGGCAGCAACGACCGCGAGACCCUCACCAACAUCCGGGAGAACAAGUGGUCGUUCCGCGAGGAAGUCUGGCAGAACCUGAGCCGCGAGGCGCGCGACUUUGUCCGACUGCUGCUGGUGUUCCAGCAGGAGGGACGCAUGGACGUGCACACUGCUCUCAGACACCCCUGGCUCAAUCGCGCCGACAAGAUGCCUCACGACGAGUUCAGAAUCACCACCGAUUCGCUGCGCAACUAUUACAACUCUUACAAGGAUUGGUACGCGAACGCAUCGUGUCGCACAUGGUUCCGACGUCAGCCGCUGGAGACUGCGUUUACGCACCCGUCACGCAUGGUCUACCCACCGGGUGCCAUCUUCACGCCCGGACCCACCCCGGAACGCACCAGCAAGGACAAGGAGCCCCGCACCAAGACCUGGGAGGAGCAAAUCUCCUCCCGCGAUCCGCUGUACUACGAACUUGGUCUCGUCAAGUCAGAAAGCCACUAUCAAAAUGGUCCCGACACAUACCUGCUUCAGCUUCGCGACGUGGACUUCCCAGUGCGUCUGCGUGAAUACAUGAAAGUGGCCGCCAACCGAACUCCCACCGGUCUCGGAUUCACCCGUGAAUCUUUGGAAAAGCAGCCGCAUCUUGACUGGAGGGCUCCUGUUAUAAGAGAAAGAAGAAGAUUCACUGAUGUUAUGGAUGAGGAAAUCGACGAUGAACGCAAAGCGAGAAUAAACAAGUACGGCAGCCCUGACAUGUACACUCUGCGCAGGCUGCGAAAUGAACUGGGAACUCGGCUCGACACGCAUCUCGAAGCUGAAGCCAUGAUCGAGUCCAGGAGAGAAGGCCAUGCUCCAUUCUUCAGAGAAAAGCCACAAAUCACUGCUAUUAGAGAAGAGCUACCAGCCGAGUUAUCAUGCUUUGCAGUUGGUGAUCCCAAACCUGCUGUACAAUGGUUCAAAUUGGUGGUUGCCACUGUGCCAGCUCCUCCCGAUUCUCCAGAGGUGAGUGAGGUUAGCGACACUGAGGUUCUGCUCCGCUGGAAGCUGCCCAGAGACAAUGGCAACUCUCCCAUUCUAUGCUACAAUCUCCAGUACAAGGAAGCAGAUUCAUUGGAAUGGACAGACGUGGCAAGCAACAUCGAUCACGAGUUUUGGGUGAUUAGGAAUUUGAAGCCAAGCACAUCUCAUCAGUUCCGCCUGUCAGCACGAAACAACAUUGGAUGGAGUGCUAAGGGCGUUCCCACCGAACCCUGCAAAACCAAAGAUGCUGGAGCGCCGAAAAUAUCAGUGACCAGCGCAAUGAAACACUAUCAGACAGCUUGUGAGAGUGGAAAGGAAAUCGACACUGAAGAACAGCGCAUCCACAAUUUGAGCUACGAAGUGGAGUCCUCACCAAUCGAAUGGAAUGAUGCCAAGCCCACCAAUAAAUAUAGCUUCAUUUCUGAAAUAGCCAGGGGACAAUUCUCUUUUGUGGUGAAAGGCUUCAAUAAGGAAACUGAGGAAGUUGUUGUAGGCAAAAUACUGGACUGCAGUCCCGAAAACAAAGAGAAAGUGAUGCAAGAGUUUGAAGCACUCCGUUCGUUGAGGCAUGAAAGGAUAGCUUGCCUAUUCGAAGCAUUCUUGCCAUCAGAUUCAACAGGAGCUGUCUUUAUUCAAGAAAAGCUUCAGGGCGCUGAUAUAUUGACCUAUCUGGCUAGUAAGCAUGAAUACACUGAACAAAUGGUAGCUACUGCUGUUUCUCAGAUUUUGGAUGCACUGCAGUACUUGCACUGGCGAGGCUUGUGCCACCUGGACGUGCAGCCGAGCAACAUAGUGAUGGCUUCCGUGCGCAGCAUUCAAGUCAAACUCGUCGACUUCGGCUCUGCGCAACAAGUCAGCAAGUUGGGAACUAUUGUACAGAAAACUGGAUCUCUUGAAUUCACUUCACCGGAAGUAUUAUGUGACGAGCCUGCGUUCCCCACAUCAGACAUCUGGUCUCUGGGAGUCAUCACUUACAUUCUGUUAUCUGGAAAUUCGCCAUUUGUGGGAGCCACCAACGAAGAGACAAAACAGAAUAUCAAUUUUGUAAGAUACAGAUUCGAACAUCUCUACAAGGAACUCACCCAAGAAGCUACAAGGUUUCUCAUGCUCAUCUUUAAACGAUCUCCGAGUAAACGACCGUCGGCUGAGGAAUGCUUUGAACAUCGUUGGUUAUUGCCAACAGAUUAUAUGAUAAAGCGAAGGGAGCGAGCUGUAUUCUUGGGCAUGAGAUUAAAGGAAAUCUGCGAGAAGUAUCAUUCACAGAAUGGAUUGAAACAUUGGGAUCCGACUUCAGUUCUAGGAAAAGGACCUAUAGCCAGAUCUAAUAGUAUUGAAGAAGAAUUGACAAUAUAAAUAUUACGGCAUUCCUAAUGAUUGUUACUGUUAAUGUUUUUUAUUAUUGUUUCAUCACAUCAUAUUCAAUGCUUCUGAAACUUCUGGCAGCUCUCAAUAAAUUGAGACUAGCCAAUUACUUUUUUCAAAUAAAUUAUCAUCAUAGAUAAUGAUUGAGGUUGACAAUUUUCAAGAUUCAUUCAUUGAAAAUACACGAAAUCCAACAGGAUAAUUCUUUAUUGAAAAACAGAAACACUUUUCUCCUCUUAAAUCUGUUAUAGUACCGUAGCUAUACAAUUAGAAAAAUACAUCAUGAAAGAUAAUUAUACAGAUUUUUCUGUUAAUUUACCAAUUUAAAGUCGAAUAUAAAUCAAAGUGUAUACUUGUAUACUUUUUCAAGAACUUAACCACGAAACAUAUUAAUUUGAAUAUUAUUCGUGCUCAUUAUUUAUCUCUCAACUGAUGUUGUUACCAAAAAGUUGUCUUUCAUCUUGAUUUAACGAAAUAAAAUGUUUUACAAAUAAAUCGACUUGAAUGUUG